Molecule: messenger RNA, 792 nt
Organism: Fusarium keratoplasticum
Lineage: Eukaryota; Fungi; Ascomycota; Sordariomycetes; Hypocreales; Nectriaceae
Exons: 2
Coding region: 1-792 (263 amino acids)
Biological process (GO): vesicle fusion; intracellular protein transport
Cellular component (GO): endomembrane system; SNARE complex
Molecular function (GO): SNARE binding; SNAP receptor activity
Source: RefSeq, a predicted model, not a curated record
AUGUCGAGCGCAAAUCAGCUCUUUCUCCUCUCGGACCACGUCAAGCUCUCGCUGCUCGAGAGGCAGCGCGCAAAGAGUCUCAACAUCGAAGGCGACUCGCAGGAUGGACAUAUUUCUCGCUCUCUUGAUCAGUUCCGCGACGGCCUGGCCGCUCUCCGCGAGGAGGAGCAGCGGCUGAGCGAAGCCGGCGAUGCGACCGGCGCCUCAGACCUCUCCGAGUCCAUCUCAACACUCCAGAAGCAGUUCGACGACCUCACGACCCAGUUCCAAGGCCAACCUUCGUCCUCGGCCGCCGCGACCGUCUCGCACCCCAACUCGGAGGAGCUCGCCGACGACUUUGCCCACGCGGCCUCGACGUCGCCCAACUCGCGCAAGUCCAAGACGGUCCGCUUCACCGACACACCCUCCUCCCCCUCCGCCGAGCUCUUUGGCCCUUACCGCGAUGACCCCUCCGACUCGGCCGGAUACCAGGACCAGGCGGCGGAGAUGAGCAAUCAGCAGAUCCACGAGUAUCACAACCAGAUUCUCGAGCAGCAGGAUGAGCAGCUCGAUCGCCUUGGCGAGUCUAUCGGCCGCCAGCGGGAGCUCAGCAUGCAGAUUGGAGAUGAGCUUGACAGUCACGUUGCCAUGCUCGAUGAGGUUGAAGGCGUUACGGACCGACACCAGAGCCGUCUGGAUCGCGCGAGCCGGACCCUCGGCAAGGUGGCUCGUGGGGCGAGCGAGAACAAGCAGAUGACGACCAUUGUGGUUCUCAUCAUCAUCCUCGUGCUCCUCAUUGCCAUCUUGAAAUAG